This is a messenger RNA of Besnoitia besnoiti, 942 nucleotides long. RefSeq lists its product as uncharacterized. NCBI's taxonomy places the organism in Eukaryota, Apicomplexa, Conoidasida, Eucoccidiorida, Sarcocystidae. The record is from RefSeq and is a predicted model, not a curated record. The coding region runs from base 1 to 942 and encodes 313 amino acids. The transcript is spliced from 6 exons.
AUGGUUCGUUUUAGUUGGAGUCAGAACAGGAGUGUGUCGGAGGAGGCGAUUUCGGCCGAGGCCGCUGCCGAGGCAGAAAUAUCCAGUCCACUAAUUCUGCCCAGUCGGACCCCUUCGUUGAAGGGGCAUAUACGAGAAGAGGACGAGGAGGAUGACGACAUUUCUUUAGUGUGCAAGGACGAAAUCCGUCGCCGUCGUGCUCAGAAGAAUGUUGUCGUCAUCCUUGCCGUAGGGCUGUCCGCGUCCGUCAUCAUUGGCGUGGUGCUGUAUGGCCUGACAUCUCAGCUGCACGUCCCCACACACAUCUGGAUGCUGUGCAUACAAGCAACUGAGAACCUACUCCUCGUCGCGCUCCCAUGUGCGCUGCUGCUGUGGCGAUUUGCGAAGCCCAUAGACGGUGGCGACGAUGCGAUCAAAAUUCGUGUGGGCGAAGACUGGAAAGAACGACGAGCUGUUCUUUGUCUCUCAGCAAUCGAGAUUGGCCUCGGCAUAUAUGUGCUAGGGGAGCUGCACUUCCAACAUCGAAUCAGCAGUCGUGGGAUGAUAGACUUGAUGGAGUUUAAGAAGGCCCUGACCAUCAAGGCAGCCUGCGGUAUAACAAGUGCUGUGGUAUUUUUUUUUCAAGGCAUUGCUGUCUGCGUAUUUAGCAAGAAUCUGACCAGCAACGCCUUGAGACAGUGCACGGCAUGCAUUUUGGCGGGGGCUUUUCUGAGCCUUAUCACGGCGGUCACGACAUACGACCGUCUCGGAAAAUGGACUAGUCGAGCUAAUCGCUUGCAACGCGACAACGCCUCAGACUAUGCCACCAUCGGUGCAGGAAGCUGUCUGCUCGUACACGGUACUUUUGGUCUAAUCGGUGCGCUCGUGCGGAAGCGAUGUGAUGACGACACACACGGGUCAAACGGAUCGCCAGUCAGGUAUCCUGGCGGGGAGGCAAUUUGA